CCAAAGCGAAACGCAGAUAAAUCAUGGCAUUGCCGCGGUACUCUUGUGCUCAAUUCAACUGGAUUGAAUGGGGUACAACAGCAAUUGAGUGAUCAAGCUCUCCAAAUAGACCCCCUCCGACGCAGCAGCAAUAUGCACUCAACCCAAAACCACUCCUCCUCCCCCGGCAAUGCCUUCUACCCGGAGACCCCUCCCAUGCGCCGCCCGGACCUGACAUACCUCUACCGCCUCGAAUGCGACAUCGACAAAGACGAGAUCAAUCUUGGCGCCCCCCACGCGGCGGGCGUCAUCCGGAGUAUCGCGAACAUCGUCGGUGGUACCUUAAAGGGGCCGGGGGGCCUUUCAGGAACCGUCCUACCUUUGGGGGGAGCGGACUGGUCCACCAUGAUUGAAGGGACGCAUUCCAUCACGCUCGAUGCGCGCUACACGGCGAAGACCGAUGACGGCCACUACCUGUAUAUUCAAGCCCAUGGGCUUUAUCGUCCCGGUCCGGGGACGGCGUAUGCGAGACAGGUGGCGGAGGAUCCGUUCUCACGCCCGCCGCCGACGGUCACUCAGGAUGAUGUGGAGUUCUUCUCGCACCUGAGGAUCGAGGCAGGACCCGGGAAGUACAAUUGGUUGAAUGGGCUGGUUUGUGUUGGGGUGAUGACCUGCGUGGAGGAUCGGAUUGUGAUUGAUGCGUACUAUUUGACGAAUUUUGGGGGCGUGGGGCCGGAUGAUGUGGUGAUGAAGCCUACCAGUUGA
Aspergillus fijiensis CBS 313.89 is the source of this 744-nucleotide messenger RNA. RefSeq names its product DUF3237 domain-containing protein. The transcript has 2 exons. Bases 133 to 744 code for a protein of 203 amino acids. The record is from RefSeq and is a predicted model, not a curated record. NCBI's taxonomy places the organism in Eukaryota, Fungi, Ascomycota, Eurotiomycetes, Eurotiales, Aspergillaceae.